Messenger RNA from Phyllostomus discolor (pale spear-nosed bat), 1055 nucleotides. RefSeq names its product interleukin 18 (gene IL18). Lineage: Eukaryota; Metazoa; Chordata; Mammalia; Chiroptera; Phyllostomidae. The record is from RefSeq and is a predicted model, not a curated record. The coding region runs from base 186 to 767 and encodes 193 amino acids. Gene Ontology annotation, molecular function: cytokine activity. The transcript has 6 exons. Gene Ontology annotation, biological process: immune response; inflammatory response.
UCCCUCCAUUUCUUCCUUCUUCUGCCGAGCUGUCUGCAUUCCUGCUUCGGACGCUGAAGGGGCUGUCACCUUCCCCUGUCUCCACAGCCUCAGAAAAAGAAAAGAGACCUCAACCUUUCCACAUCACUUUUUCUUCUAGGAAACUAUUGAGCACAGAUGACUCUUUGCUUUCAUUAGGAAUAGAAAUGGCUGCUGAACCAGUAGAAGACAAUUGCAUCAACUUUGUGGAAAUGAAAUUUAUUGACAACACACUUUACUUUGUAGCCGAAGAUGAUGAAAACCUGGAAUCAGAUUACUUUGGCAAGCUUGAAUCUAGAUUGUCAAUCAUACGAAAUAUAAACAACCAAGUUCUCUUCAUUUCGCCACAAGACCACCCUGUGUUUGAAGAUAUGACUGAUGCUGACUGUGAAGAUAAUGCACCCCGAACUGAAAUUAUCAUGUCUAUGUAUAAAGACAGCCUUCCUCGAGGCAUGGCAGUAACAAUCUCUGUGAGGUGCAAAAAAAUGUUUACUCUCUCCUGUGAGAACAAAAGUAUUGCCUUUAAGGAAAUGACUCCUCCUGAUAGUAUCAAUGAUGAAGGAAGUGACAUCAUAUUCUUUAUGAGAAGAGUUCCAGGACAUCACAAUAAGAUACAAUUUGAGUCUUCAUUAUACGAAGGACACUUUCUAGCUUGUAAAAAGGAGAAUGAUCUUUUCAAACUCAUUUUGAAAGAAAAGGACAAAUAUGGGGAUGAAUCUGUAAUAUUCACUGUUCAAAGCAAGAACUAGGUAUUAAAAUUGCAUAGCUUGAACUUCCUGAGUUUUUGUGGUUGAGAAAGUUUGUAAGAGUUUGAACCUAUAAUUGUAGUGAUGAAAUAAAAUGUAUAGUGGUCUCAAAAGAUAUUACUAAGAAAUGAAUAAUAAGCUUUCACAAAAUUGAAUUGACUCCCCCUUAUCGGAUGAAUAAAAUAUUUGCAUAAUGUAAAAAAGAAUGCAUAGUUUGAAAACACAUUCUAUGUUGUUAAUUGGAACAUGGAUCAUACUCAAUGGAAGUGUUUUGAAUCUUUUGGGUUAUGU